Molecule: messenger RNA, 5237 nt
Organism: Mercenaria mercenaria
Lineage: Eukaryota; Metazoa; Mollusca; Bivalvia; Venerida; Veneridae
Product: carbohydrate sulfotransferase 11-like
Exons: 3
Coding region: 155-1246 (363 amino acids)
Biological process (GO): carbohydrate biosynthetic process
Cellular component (GO): membrane
Molecular function (GO): sulfotransferase activity
Source: RefSeq, a predicted model, not a curated record
UUGUUUCUUUUUCUCACACUUCGUUCAUUCGUACGCAGCAUAGUGAACGUUUAUAAGACUCUGUCAAUAAAGCGAAAACACUAUAUUUGUUUAAAUCAACAGCAAAAGGAUAAUUUUUUCAAGUCAUUUCUAUUUUAUAUUUACUUAAACAAUUAUGUUCAGAAGACGGUUCAGCAGGUGGUCAAGAUUUUUAGGUAUAGUAGGACUCUGUACCGUUGCUUUUGGAUCACUAUAUGUAAAAAACAAUGAUGAUACAACUAUUCUAAACGGGAGUGACCCCUUCUUGGUAGUAAAAGAAUUCAGUGAAAGCAAAGAUCCACCUCCUCCACCAAGCGAAGAAGAAAAGGCUCUUGAAGAAGAGAUGAAAAUUAGAAAUAUGCGAGUCGAAAAAAUAUGUAGGGAAAUGAAAGAACAAAAUAUCACGCUGCCAAAUGCUAAAGCGUUCGAAAACGAAUACUUAAAACAUUUAAUGGUGAUUGAAAAAACAAAGUCUGUUUGGUGCUAUCUUCCCAAAGUAGCCAGUACAAAUUUUAGGCGAACCAUUCUUGGCAUGAUGGGCGUGAUACCGAAAUCUGAAGUACCAACCAUAGGCGGGUAUGAGGUUUAUAACAUACAUGACAAAGAGUUUAAAUACAUCAGAGACUAUGAUGAGGAGAAGCAAAAAGAGAUAAUGUCAACAUACAAAAAGUUCUUUGCUACAAGAGAUCCGAUUGAACGUUUAUUGUCAGGAUAUAUGAGUAAAUUUCUUCAUCCGAAUCCAGUAAACAGGCAUGAAUUUAAUAAAAGAGUUUCACUUUUCUAUGGCAGCCACCCUGAGUUAGAUCAGCUUCAUAAAAUGAAAAUUGAUUACGAAGGAAGAUCAGUAUUUUUUGAAGAAUUUUUGGUUUGGUGGUCAGAUCUGUACGAUGAAAAUCUAUAUGUAAAUGAACAUUUCGUUCCAACACACGUGCUCUGUAAUCCAUGCGAGGUUAACUAUGACUAUAUCGGUAAGUAUGAACACAUCAAUAGGGAUAUGGACUAUAUUUUCAAAAAACUUGAUAUAGAUGCUGAAUUCCCGGGUCGCAAUGAUAAUUACUCCGCUAGAAGAACUCAUACUAUGGUUGAAGAAGUCUACAAACCGCUGCCAGGGUGGAUAAUGCAGAAAAUUUGGAACGUAAUGAAAUAUGAUUGGAUAAUGUUUGGAUACCCUAUUCCGGACUGGUUAAAGCAAAAUGUACAUUCAGGCGAUUUACCAGAAGAAAAUUAGAUGUUUUGUUUUAAUUGAUUAGACAUUUGUUAGAAUACGGUUCACUUUGAAUGAAAAUUUGUUCACAAAACUUCCUUUUUAUAAAGCACGUAGGAUGUUAUCGAAAUGCUCGAGCCAAUUAUUUACAACGAGACUUAUUACAUAUGAUAUAAAAUUAGUAUUUAGUUAAUACUUUUGUUUUUACCUAAAUUGUGAUGAAAAAUUCAAGCUUAUUUUAACCACUCUCGAGUCCACUUCCUCAAAGAAACAAGUACUUGUGUCAGAUGAGAAAGUGCGCUCGUGAUUUAACGUAGAUACCAUAGUUAUUCUGAACCAUAUUGUUAGUGUGCUUUUCAUAAUCAUUAAGUAGUCUGACGUUUAUUUCGGAGCUUUACUUCUUUAUUUAAAUACUAGCAACUAUAUAUUUAAAGUUAAUAACUUCAAAAUAUGUAAGUGCUGAAAAAGAGGAACAACAUACUAUGUAGGUUCAAUGCUUUUUUAAUUGUCCACCACCUGAUAUUGUUCAAAAACAUGUUAAACGUGUGCGUCCGUUCAAGCAUACGAAUGGUAUUAUCAUUGUAUUGUAAUUGGUAAAAAUAUCAUUGAAUUUACCAUUAGACAGAACUAAAUCAGACACCCAUUUGAUGUGUAUUAAUAAUGUGUCAUACUGACAAUGCCACGGUUAGUUUUUGCUUUGCUGCGCUACGUUGAAUUCUUUUCAACAUAACAACUACGUUACCUACUACGUUACCUAAAAUAACAACUUUCAUACAAAGAAAGUAAUCUGUAUGUGAGCUGGAAGUUUCAUGUAACGAAAAACAUUUUAUUUUAUUUUGCGGCAAAUUGAAAGUGAUAAAGAUUAUACAUAUUUUAAAUACACAUGUCAUUGUAAUUAUGUCAAAUCUAAUAAUACCCUAUCUAUUAUCGAACUAAAAAGGAAGAACUUAGUUACAACGUACAUGUACAAGUUAUUAUAUAGUUUAGUAUUGAUAACCGUAUAGUUACCUUAGAAAAUGUUUCAUUUAGAUUUGCUUGUGGUUUUAGCCUAUAAAACUUGUAAGUAUUUUUGUUUUGUUUUCUGUUUUAAUUGAGAUAUGAUUUAAUAAGCCACGUCUAUCAAGGCUAAUGCUACAUUAAUAUAUAUUUAUCACGACAUGUUGAGUAUUUCCUAAUGAAGCAGUGAAAUAUAUUUAUUUAAAACAAGGGUUCUUGCUGAAUGUUUGUAAGUGCGAGGAUCGGUCAUUAAGUUAAAGAUAUCCAUAACUGGAACAUUUUGACAUUAUUUUUGUCCACUUUCAUUAUACAUGUAGUUUUAUCCACACAAUAAAACGGAAAACAUUUCAAUUCUUUUUCAAGUAACAUCUAUUUUAAUCGGAUGUCGCUUAUACGCAGUAAACCUAUUUAAAUUAAAGUUUUCGAAACCAGAGUAUAACAUAAUCUAGUCAUUUAAUAUUGCUCUCCUACUUUAACUGGAAUAGCUAAAGAUUAAUGCAAGUUUAAAUGUUCCUUAUUUAAGAAACAGUGACUUUAACGAGCAAGCUGUAAACUGAAAUAAAUAGACCUGACCCUGGAAGCUCCUUGAUGAAACUUGCAAAAUGUAUAAUGUCUAUAACAUGGAAAUAUUAUCUUCCAAAUCUUUUAAGGUUUGGUUUGAUAAAAUUACAUUCAGUUUUGUGUGUACGUUUCCGUAUUGAAACUCAUAUGUUUGUGUUUAUAUGUUGGCAUGUUUGCCUGUAUGUCUGUCUGCACAAUGUAAAUAUGAAUGCAUGUGUCUAACCGCCAUAUCAAUUUUAUUUUAAAAUACCAUAUUGUUAGCUAUUUACACUCAAAUGCAAGAUAGUUGAUAGUGGUGGUCAUUAGAAUACAUUUGUCUCUCUAGAUUGUUUAAUGGAACAAGUAAUGAAAAACUUAUAUUUAAGUUUGUUGAGCCAACGUUUGUGCAUGUAUUUUCUCAGUUUGUCAUCAUCAUCGGCAUCAUCAUCAUUAUUGUUAUUAUUAUUUAUUUAUUAUUAUUGUUAUUAUUAUUAUUUCUUUUUAUUUCUAUACAGUAAACGGGUGUAGAAGAUUUUAGUCAAGAGUCAAAUGAAAUUAGUAUAGCAGGUUAGAUAAGAGACAGUAAUUAAUUAUUAGAGUAUAAUAUAUUACUUUUAAAUUACCUUUGCAUUUGAGAGGCAUCACGUCAAAGAAGACAACAUCUGUAUUUUUUUCACCAAUAUAUUGGGAAUGUUAACAUUCCAAAUGGUAACUCCAAAUUAUCAGAAGGAACAAAACGAAAAUAAUUUAAUUGUACAAAUGUGUUAAAACAGAAUAUUUAAUUAAAAAAGGGCACAACAUAUUAUAAUAAAAUGACUCAACAUUACUGUCUUUUUUACCUGUACUACCAAUAACAAAAUGUUUAUGUUUUUUGUUGUAUUAAAAUGUUGAAUCUUACUUCAGCUUAUAUUUUUGUUAAAUUUAUGGUCAUACCCGAAAUAAUUCUGUGUAUUUUUUGUCGAGGUUCAUCAUUUUUGGUUCAUAUUUAGCCACAUUUUUAUAAGUCUGGUUUAUCAGUGAGGAAAUUUUGUAAAUUAAUUAUUUAUUAAGAUAUUGAUCAAAUUGAUACAUUUUUAAUAUAGCGGGUUUAAAAUGUAAAUCUUAUAUGUUAAUAUGACGUCAUAAAUUUUCAUACAUUUUCUAAAGAUAUUGUGGAUGAAAAUAGUUUAUUUUCCAUGUUUGUGAAUUUUGAAAGGAAAAGGUACAGGAUCGUUUUCAAAAUAGCCACAUGUGUGCUAUUAAUAAUGUACAUAGAAACAAAUGAUCAGAGCAUCCGUUUUGUUCCUGGGUAAAGGUUUACUGCAAAGAGUAUUAUUAUAUGCUGUACAAGUCGGGGGACGAAGCAUAUCUGAAAAGCUACUUUGUGAGGUUAAAAUGAAAUUUUCAUAUGGAUACGAGUUCAAAAUAUAACCCGUAUUGCACAGAAAAGUAUUAAAUCUUUUUAAUCUAAGCAUGGUUUCCUCCAUUAGACAGCAAAAAAAAACCCAAAAACAACAACAACAUAAUGCUGUAUCGAUGGAAUGUAAUAUUGAAAGUAUUUACCAUGGGGAAGCUUAAUGUUUAGCCUGCUGGCGGCAAGUGAUUCUGCCCUCGCGGGCCAUGCAGAACAUGAUCAGCAUGCAUGCUCGUGCAGGCUGACCAUGGUCAGCACAGUUCGCUAGUCAGUAAGAAAAUUGUAAGUGAACACUCCUUGAGUCAGUAAGAAAAUUUGAAGUAAACAUUCCUUUGAAUAAUAAAUAGUAGGUCCAAGAUUGAAUGAUGGACCAGUUCAUUUUAGAAAUUUAGCAGGGUAAAAGUUAAAAAGACUGAUAAUAGGAUUGACUGACUUGAUGAGAAAAAAGUGUAUAAACUACUUUUGCUUAAUAUCAUUUUAAAGUUUAAAAAAGACUGACUUACACAUGAUCUUAAUCAGAUUAAACAAAGAUAUAUGGCUAGAAAAUAACCUAUAGAACAUAAUCAAUAUUUCGGAACGCCCCACGUAUUGAACAAAACGCGGAAGUUCUGAUUGUUUCUAAAAAGUUAUUUACUUCAAACGUAGAAAAUCCUCAUCAAAUGUAUUUGACUUUACUAAAUAUAUAAUACUGAUUAUGUGUAGGGCUACAUCUGUAAUAGAAUGUCAUGCAGUAAAAAAUCGAUUGUUGGAAAAACCUUCCAGGUUUUAGCGGCUGUACGCGUUUAUACUGUGUUAAGUUUAAGUGCACUCCUUUAAACCAAAUUUUAUACUUGCGUAACAUAUAUGCAGCACAUGUUCAUGUUUUUGGAUCUUAUAAACCUUUAAAGAUUUAGAAUGUUUAUCGCCAUCUGCUAUCAGUCAAUGUUUUAAUCGCUCUAAAUGACGUCUGGAUUUCGAUUUGAGUCUGUAUAUUGUUGUACUUUUACUUUUCCCCAUGUUAUUAAAGUACAAUUUGUAAUGUAUAUUUGCUGCUUGAGCAUCAUAUGUAUUAUAAAAGUGAAAAAAUAAAUUCGUUUUAGUUAUAAA